Molecule: messenger RNA, 5451 nt
Organism: Trichosurus vulpecula (common brushtail)
Lineage: Eukaryota; Metazoa; Chordata; Mammalia; Diprotodontia; Phalangeridae
Gene: MAPK1IP1L
Product: mitogen-activated protein kinase 1 interacting protein 1 like
Exons: 4
Coding region: 196-930 (244 amino acids)
Source: RefSeq, a predicted model, not a curated record
AGUCGUGUGCUCCCGCUGCUGCUGCUGCCGCCGCCGCUGCUGCCGCCGCUGCCCGCCGCUGUUUCUGCUUCCUCUGCUUUCUCGCCCUCUCUUUUUUCCCCUCCGUCAUCAGCGCCUCCUUCCAGCCGUCGUCACUUCUGGCCGCUCGGUCUGGGGUCCGAUCCUGUCUGGUGAGGCCGCCUCGGAGCUAGGAAAAUGUCUGAUGAAUUUUCAUUGGCAGAUGCUCUACCAGAACAUUCGCCUGCAAAAAAUUCUACUGUGAGCGGUACAAAACCUGGUCAGCCACCACAGGCUUGGCCAGGUUCCAAUCCUUGGAAUAACCCAAGUGCUCCACCUUCUGUGCCAUCUGGACUUCCACCAAGUGCAUCACCCUCCAGUGUGCCUUUUGGACCUACACCCACAGGAAUAUAUCCUUCAGUGCCUGCUGGACCACCCCCUGGACCGCCAGCACCCUUUCCUCCCUCUGGACCAUCUUGUCCUCCACCUGGUGGUCCUUAUCCAACUCCAUCUGUGCCAGGUCCUGGCCCUACAGGGCCAUAUCCUACACCAAAUAUGCCUUUUCCAGAGCUUCCAAGACCAUAUGGUACGCCCACAGAUCCAGCUACAGCUGGACCCCUAGGGCCUUGGGGAUCCAUGUCUUCUGGUCCAUGGACACCAGGAAUGGGAGGGCAGUACCCUACACCUAAUAUGCCAUAUCCAUCUGCAGGGCCGUAUCCUACUCCUCCUCAAGCACCGACGACAGCACCACCUAUUCCAUGGGGAGCUGUCCCACCUGGAGCAUGGGGACCACCUGCGCCAGCUCCAUUCCCGGCACCUAUGGGAUCAUAUCCUGCGCCAGGACUCUAUCUUACUCCUAAUAAUCCUUUUCAAGUGCCUUCUGGACCUACUGGUGCUCCACCAAUGCCUGGUGGUCACCAUUCUUACCAUUGAGUUUUUGAUGGACAAUGAGACGACUCUACUUUCCAGAGUAUGUGUAUGUAUGUAUGUUUGUGUAUACGGUAUAUAUGUGUGUGUAUAUAUAUACACAUACACACAUAUAUAUACAUUAAAAAUUCUGGUUUCAGUGCUCUUGGGACAUUUCACAGAAAGGGUCUCAGACAGCUCAAAGAAGACUUGGCUCUUGGACCUGGAUAUACACUUGGAAUAAUUAGAGAUAAUAUCAUAAACUUUAAAAUUAUUCGUAUGUUUUUUCCAUUUGUUGUACUAAGGGGAAUCAAAAUAAUUAAGUAUGUUCACUAACUCUUGGUAGAAUUUGUGGAAUAUUUCGUUUUUUUAAAAUUAUGAAACCACACACCUAAGUCUAUGUUGAUGUGGAUACUAAUUACCUAUAACUUGUUGGAAAUUAUUUCAAAUAUUUUCUUUGAUAUCUUUGUUUCCCUGAAUAAACAUAUUUCUGACAAAUCAUUUUGCCAUAUGUUUAAAAAAAAAAAGACCAAAUAAAUGCCUCUGAGCAUUUUGAACAGUAUUGUCUACAGAGUAAAUAAACUUUGUGCUCCUGGGUUAUAAUUCUGGAGUAAAUGUUUAAAAAUAUGAGUUAUGAAGUAGUGUUUAUCAAGUCUUGAGAGUGUAUUUGCUAGUGUGCAUAUCCUUGAACACUGAAUAUUAAAUAUUCUUGCUUUCUACCAGCUAUCAUUCUGAGUUAUUGUAGUUUUGUUUUUAGUAAUUUGAGUUGUGAUUUUGAAAUUAGUCAUCUAUGGACCCUGCCAGAAAUCUUUGUUUAUUCAUGCCAACAUAUCCAGUGACAUAGCUUCUGUGGUGACUCUUGAUUGUGUGAUGAGUUGUACACAUUAUUGAGGAUGAAGAGCUCAAGAAAAGGGGUCCUUUAUCUCCCCUACUUUGUACUCCAAAGAAGAGCCCUGGAAAUUGAUUUGCCAUAGCAGGUUUUCUCAUUCCUACAGAACUUUGAUGGUCCCUGGGGAUUCCUUUAGUUCCAAAAUGGAACUUCCUUUGUACUUUCCUUGAUCUGGAGAACUGGUGACAUUCUUAACAUCUUCCCCAAUAAUGUAUAGCUAAUUUAUCAUAUUUAUAGAACCUUAUGUAUUGAAGACAUAUCAAUUCUUCUCCCAAAGUCUCAAACACAUAUCAGUUAUUUCCUGCCAGGUGUUUUGUUCUCUUUAUAAAAUACUUUAGGCAAAAGAAUUGAGUGCCUUCCCUUAAGAGAAUGGUCUCCAAAUACUGAUAUCAGACAUACGUGUGUGUGUAGAGUAUAUGAGACAUGGAAGUAACGUUCCCAUUUGGCUUCAACAAACACUUAUUCUGUGUGGGAAAAACUGCAGGCUGCUGCUUCAUCUCAACUUCAUUGCCAAAUUUGGACUAAACUUGUUUGCCAGUUGAAAGUGGACUUCAGUAAGUGUACUUGUCAGGCCAUUUUAAAAACUUAAUGUUCAUCAUUUAGUAAUGAAAAGUGUUGAGAGCUAUUGAAUAAUUAUUGGAAAAAGACAUGCAUGCUUGGGGCACUGAUACCUUUUAAAAUUUAAAUACUUAAAUUACUCUUAAAAUUUUAAGAAUGCCAAAUGCUGCCAAUUUAACAUUAUAACUACCUCUUUGAAAUAAAGUAGAUUAAUACCUUUUAAGAGUAGCUUUCAGUGAUCCCUUAUUUUAAAUAAACUAUAAAAGAAUUACAAACGUUUUAAAUAAGAAUGAAGUAGGAAAGUAAUUUUUUUAAUAUAACACGAAGCAUAGAACUUUACGUGCAUCAUGUAGGUUAGGGCCAGUAGCUCUUCUAAAAUGUGUUAAUUAUUUUUUUCCCACCUUUGCAAUCCAAAGUGAUAGGAGCAUUUGGGGAGCUUUCUGGCAGUAGCAGUUAGAGAAUCUAACCUAUCUCUAGUGUUCUAGGUAAAGAAGGAAUAGGAGAUAGCUUACUCCCUUCCAUCCUUAAGUUUAUUGGAAUUCUUUAUCAAAAUGCCAGUACCUCUGUAGGGAGUCUCUGCUUAACUAACAACUAAAGUAUUAGCUUAUAACAGUUUAAGCAAGAAGAUGAUAAGGGACCUUGUAGUGGAGGGUAGAACUAGGUAAGAUGGGAUAUAGCGGAAUGAGGAAAGGGGCUAAGUGAAGUGGGAGGACCUCAAAGAUGGUUUGCCUUCCUCAUUUUGUCUUAAGGCUGGCUACCGCUAAAAAUCCUUCGGGUUUGUCACUUUUACAUAUUUCUGCACACAUACAUCUAUUCCUUAGAUUAGCUAUUGGCCUAUUAGGUAAGUAUGUAAAAACCCAGUUGAAGGAAGAAGUGAAGAAAGUUUGGGUAUCUACUAGUGUAGAAUGAGAAGAUACCCAAAUAUGGAACAAAUUUUUGGUGCAUCCAGGUUUUAUUAGCUUGAAACUUUAAUCGGUAGCUAAGACUCCCAACUCCAUUUUACACUAACUAUCAUAAUGCUCAGCAUGAUGACAGCUACCCUUCCUCACCAGUAUUUUUCAACUUGGCCUGUGCUUUUUGUAUGUGAGAAUAGAGCUCUUUUAUCAUGCAAAUCCAUAGAGAGGGUGGGAUUUGCUUUGCAGUAAGUUUUCCUGGCUAUGAGGAAUGUCCAUAAACAUGUUGAUGCACUUUCUCUGAAAGUAUUUUCCAAAAUGAAAGCUCAGAACUUGAACAGGGGAAAACAGAGGCCAACAAACAUUUUUAGGGAAAGAAUGGAAUUAAGGAAUAAGGGAGAUUUUAGAAGAGGAAGGAAAUUGGAAAAAUGAGUCUUCAGAACAAUUACUUUUUAGGCAGUAAGUUGGGAUAUAAAUAGGGCAUAUUAAACUGAGUAUCAAGAGAAGCUGUUUAGAGCUUGGGAAAUUGGAUUGGAUUGGCAUUUGGUCUCAAACAGUUUUUAAAAAGUAUGAAUACUGGGUCAUUCCAAUGUUAAGUGUGAUGCCUGAAAUGGAAUUCUGAAUUUGGGAACAAAUGUACAAUCAUUGAGUUUGUAAAUGAUCAGAUGAUAACCCCCAAAAGAUAUAAAAUUAUAGGAAAUGAUUUUUUUGAAGUUAAAAUAAUUUGUUACUGCAUGUCUCUUUAGGCCUCUCUUUAUGGACCUCAACUCUAAAAGGGAUUAUAGUAUAUUAAAGUGUGUUUGGAAAGGACAGUUCUUAGGCAUCCUUUAAUAUUUGUGAAGGGAGUGUUUUCAGCCACCCUGUCAUAUUUAGUGAAAUCAUUUGUUGAUUAUUGGGAAUUCAUAAUAGAUAUUGGAAUUAGCUAUCUUUAUUAGAGAACAGACAAGAUAAAAGUAGGUGUGAAAUUUUGCUAUUAUUUCCAGUCUUUUUGGAUCUGGUUUUUUGAAAUACGAUUUUUUUUGCCUGUCAUUUUACCUUGCCAUUAAAAUAUUCAAUUGGAAAAAUAUGCAAAUGAAUAUAGUAACUCCUGGCUUAAAUUUAAAACAUUCAGUACUACGGUGCUUUUAACUUGCAUAACUAUCAGUUCCCUAUGCUUCAUGAUAAUCCAUGCUAACAUUUCCUUUCUUCACCCUGAAUAAAUAGAAUUAGAUUUAAUUUCACAGUUUAAAAGUAAACACUCUAGUAAUUAAUCACUGAAGAACUAAAGCUAUUUUAAAUAAAGCUUCAACCUAAAAUCAGGUGAGUAUAUUUGCAUGACUUAUCUAUUCAAAUAAUAUACUCUACUAUGGUUUAGUUUCAAGGAACAGCAUACAAAUAAUUAUAACUAGAUUAUUUUAUCUUAAGGAAAUAUUUGUUACUGAAGACAAACAUCUGUAUAAUUUCAACCAAACAUAAGAUUGCUAAUAGAAUAUUUGAUGCUGUAGUCACCUUGAAAGUAGAACGUGAAAUUAAAACUUCUGAUUAAAGUUAAUGUUAAUGUAAGGGAAAAUCUCCUAAUAAUUAAAAAUGUCCAAAAAGUGGAAUGGGUUGUCUUACAGGGUAGGGAGUUCUCCAUCACUGGAAGUCUUCAAGUAGAGCUUAGAUGACCAUUUCUCAGGAUGCUUACUUAUCAGGGAGGUUGGAGAGGGAAUUCCUGUUCAGGUAGGGGUUAGACUAGUUAACUUUUGAGGUCCCUUCCAACUCUAAAGUUCUUGAAGGUCUAAGAAAGUAAUAACAUUUUCUUUCCCUUCAUCAUUCCCUUGGUUGCUAAUGACAAGGAUGACACUGAUUAAUAGAUGCUAGUUUGUCAUUAUGUAAACACAAGUUCUGAGUGUAUGCCCUAUAAAAUCUGUAUUUUUCUUGUAUUGUGAUUUUUGUAUUUUUUUUUUACAUCAAAUUUACUGUUCAGUUGUCAAUACAUUUUAGGUUAAACUGCCUGAGAUGUGAUUUGAGAUAUUUGUUUGUAUUUGAAUUGUAAGCAAUCACAGCUUGAAAUGAUAGAUGUUAUCACCUGCUGCUGUAUUGUGUAUAAGCAAAGGCAAAUGUUGCUCUAAAGUAAGAAGUAAUUAUAACUAGAAAUAGGCUGUAGAUGUGAUACUUCAUACUUUUAAAGAUAGAUUUGUUUUGCUUUUGUAUAUUCCUGAAAAUUAAAAAAAUGUAUUUUCAUGA